GUGGCAUGUAUUACUUCAUCAAAUCUGCUAAAACUAAUCACAGCACGCCUCCCGAACCCUAGCCCAAAUUUCGGGAACCGCGACUGGAGCUCGCCGGAGAAGCAUUCGAACGGGACCUGCGGAGGAGUUUGUGAGUCGCGUGAUUUAAGUUAAAUCUUUCGAAUCCCUUUUUUAAGGUUUCUGGAAGUUUUUUUUCUCCCGCAGCUUAUUUGUCAAGGAAACAUGCAGGCCAGUGAUCGGUUUAACAUUAACUCCCAGCUUGAGCAUCUUCAAGCUAAAUAUGUUGGAACAGGGCAUUCUGAUAUGAAUAGAUUUGAAUGGGCUGUCAACAUUCAACGUGACAGUUAUGCAUCAUAUGUUGGGCAUUACCCCAUGUUGGCAUACUUUGCCAUUGCAGAAAACGAAUCAAUUGGAAGAGAGCGAUAUAAUUUCAUGCAGAAAAUGUUGUUACCCUGCGGUCUUCCUCCAGAGAGGGAAGAAGAUUGAGGAUGCUGGAUGCCUAAUGAGGCUGGACUAAGAAGGUCCAGAAGUCAAGUAUCUUUGUUCGUCUUCAUUGGACCGGUUAUCAUCUUCAUGGAGAAACUUAGAAUAUCCCAAUUUCGAAUUGAAUUUUAGCUUUACCAUCAAGUUGUUUUCUACAUUUUGGAGAACUCAAUUUAGAAACUAGAGAUCAAUGUAUUGAAGGCUUUCACUUGAAAAUUAAGACAAUUUGUGUGCGGACUCAAAUUUUAUGUAUUUAUAAAAUUCAAGUGGAAAUUUAAUAAAAAAUUGGGGGUAUGUGUGAAA
Phalaenopsis equestris is the source of this 786-nucleotide messenger RNA. RefSeq lists its product as uncharacterized. The record is from RefSeq and is a predicted model, not a curated record. The transcript has 6 exons. NCBI's taxonomy places the organism in Eukaryota, Viridiplantae, Streptophyta, Magnoliopsida, Asparagales, Orchidaceae. Gene Ontology annotation, biological process: mRNA splicing, via spliceosome. Gene Ontology annotation, cellular component: precatalytic spliceosome; U2 snRNP. Bases 223 to 486 code for a protein of 87 amino acids.